AUGGUUCUCGCAAAAUCCAAAAAGAGUGUGGGGCUCGGCAAUGCCUUGAUGAAUGAUCGGUUUGGCAAGGGCAAAGGUACCGACAGGAAGAAAACGGCUGCUAUUACAAGAACGAAUCAUGCUACUGGAGAGCAGUACCUUGUGAACGAGAAGCAAGAUGCCGCGUGGGUCAAGAUGCGGUCCGUCACAGAGCAAGGUGCUCUUGAUGAAUUCUUGGCCACGGCGGAGUUGGCUGGUACCGACUUUACAGCCGAAAAGAUGAAUAACGUCAAGAUUAUCCACACGGAUCAGAAGAAUCCCUACCUGCUAUCUGCACACGAGGAGCGCGCAGUGCUGGGCAAACAUCGAAUGCACAAGAACCGCCUGACGGUUCCCCGGCGACCAAAUUGGGACUCCACGACUACUCCCCAGGAACUAGAUCGGGCCGAGCGAGACGCCUUCCUCAACUGGAGACGCGGCCUGGCAGAACUAGAAGAAAACAAUGAUCUUCUCAUGACACCCUUUGAGCGGAACUUGGAGGUGUGGCGUCAGCUAUGGAGGGUUAUCGAACGAUCAGAUCUUGUUGUGCAAAUCGUCGACGCCAGGAAUCCCCUGCUCUUCCGUUCUGCCGAUCUGGAAUCCUACGUCAAGGAUAUCAACCCGAAAAAAGAGAACUUGCUCCUCAUCAACAAGGCAGAUAUGAUGACACCGACACAGAGGAAAAUGUGGGCGAAACACUUGAAAAUGGCUGGCAUCGCCUACAAGUUCUUCUCGGCGUAUCUGGCCAAGGAGAUGAAUGAAGCAAGAGACCAAGACAGCGACCUGGAGGAGAAUGUGCGCCAACAAUCAGACAGUGGCCUCGGGAAGCAGUCCGCAAGAGGUGGUGGCGUCUUGUCCGACCAAGAGGAGGAGGAGGAGGAGGGCGGGGCCGAAUCAGAAGCUGGCGACGAGGAUACUCGAAUCCUCACCGUCGAGGAACUCGAGGACAUAUUCCUCCGAUAUGCCCCUCAGGAUGCCGAAGCGGAUCACAAGUUACAGGUGGGAUUGGUGGGAUAUCCCAACGUGGGUAAAUCAUCCACCAUCAAUGCCUUGAUUGGCGCAAAGAAGGUGUCUGUAUCCUCAACUCCCGGAAAGACGAAACAUUUCCAGACCAUCCACUUGAGCGACAAGGUCAUAUUGUGCGAUUGCCCUGGUCUGGUGUUCCCCAACUUUGCCUUCACCAAGGCGGACCUGGUCUGCAACGGUGUCUUGCCUAUCGACCAGAUGAGAGAAUUCAACGGCCCUGUCGGCCUCGUUUCUCAGCGAAUCCCCAAGCCUUUCCUCGAGGCCAUAUACGGCAUCCACAUCAAGACGAGGCCAGUGGAGGAAGGCGGCACUGGCGUCCCGACAGCCGAGGAACUUCUUCGUGCCUACGCCUCGGCCCGAGGAUUCUCGACCCAGGGGUUAGGUCAGCCGGAUGUAGCCAGGGCCUCCCGAUACGUUCUCAAGGACUACGUCAACGGAAAGCUGCUCUUCGUCCACCCACCCCCCGGUAUCGACGACGCAAGGGCCUUCAACCGCGAACUGUACAGUGAGCUCCAUCUCCCCGAGAAGCGGAGAGCCGCUCUCGUCACAGCGACGGAUUCCAUGUCCUUGGCAGACGACGCAAGCGCCGCCACCGACUUGGACAUGGUGGGCAUCCCCGCCGAAACUGGUCCCAAGACGCAAAGAUUGGACGCUGGGUUUUUCGGCGACAAGGGCACCCGAGGCCAUGUGGCCAUGCCUUUCAACCACAAGUACACAGAGCAAGGCCUCGCCGCUGGGAGAAUGCUCAGUGGCAGAAAGGCCCGGACUGCUGUGGCGUUGGAGGGUGGGCUGGACCCCAAAGAUAUGCGGUUGGGAAACGGCAAGAAACAUUUCAAGGGCGGAGCAAGGAUGGGCAAGGGGAAAAAGGUCCGGACGAGGAAUACAGACCGUGACGAAAGUGAUUAG
Molecule: messenger RNA, 1950 nt
Organism: Ustilaginoidea virens
Lineage: Eukaryota; Fungi; Ascomycota; Sordariomycetes; Hypocreales; Clavicipitaceae
Exons: 2
Coding region: 1-1950 (649 amino acids)
Biological process (GO): ribosomal subunit export from nucleus
Cellular component (GO): cytosol
Molecular function (GO): GTP binding; GTPase activity
Source: RefSeq, a predicted model, not a curated record